Molecule: messenger RNA, 2386 nt
Organism: Exophiala xenobiotica
Lineage: Eukaryota; Fungi; Ascomycota; Eurotiomycetes; Chaetothyriales; Herpotrichiellaceae
Exons: 3
Coding region: 215-2227 (670 amino acids)
Biological process (GO): transmembrane transport; monoatomic anion transport; borate transport
Cellular component (GO): plasma membrane; fungal-type vacuole
Molecular function (GO): borate efflux transmembrane transporter activity; solute:inorganic anion antiporter activity
Source: RefSeq, a predicted model, not a curated record
CCGCAUCUUCAGUCUUUGCUUGUACUCGUGGCAACUCUCGAUAUUGACGUUUACGAAGUGAUUGCCUUGGUCAAGGCAUGGCUAUAACGCUUACUCUUGAUCUGUUGUCUCCCGAAUCUUUCAUUCCCUUGAGAAGGCCCCAACCCUCGCUCUCUAAUGUCCGUUGAUACGACAGCAUCCCAAAACAAUUACUGCUUAAUGGAAAGCACACACCAUGACGACCCAGACCGACAUCAUCACGCGCACACCCUCUCACACUGCACCUUCCUUGCGACGUCGGUCCUCUUCCCAUUCCAGUCAACAGCAGAAACCAUGGGAACGUACGGGUCACCGGUUGUCCCUUCAUUCGACUCGCUCUCGGCCCGACCCUGACGAGAUACAGCACUUGUCGGAGCAUGUCACGCGCCAAACAACGAGGUCUUCCCAUCGCCGAACGCCGAAAUGGUAUAAAAUUCGGUGGUUCAGAGGCAUGAUCAAUGAUGUCAAGAGACGGGCACCAUACUACUGGAGUGAUUGGCGAGAUGCUUGGGAUUACAGGGUGGUGCCCGCCACAGUAUAUAUGUAUUUCGCCAAUAUCCUUCCAGCACUGGCUUUCUCGCUCGACAUGUUCACAAAAACCCAUAAUUCGUAUGGUGUCAACGAAGUCCUUCUCUCCUCCGUCAUGGCCUGUGUCAUAUUCUCUCUUUUUGCAGCACAACCACUAGUCAUUGUCGGUGUCACUGGUCCGAUCACAGUCUUCUCCUAUACUGUCUACGACAUCGUCGUCCCCAAUGGCACGAAUUACUUCGCGUUCAUGGCCUGGAUCGGCAUAUGGUCGCUCAUCAUGCAUUGGCUGCUGGCCAUCACCAAUAGCUGCAAUUUUCUGACAUACGUCACCCGAUUCAGCUGCGAUACUUUUGGUUUUUACGUGGCCUUCAUCUAUCUGCAAAAGGGCAUCCAGGUUCUCACUCGGCAAUGGGGUCUAGCUGGCGGAGAGAGCGCAUAUCUUUCCAUCAUGGUCAGUUUGCUCGUUUUAGGCUUUGCUUAUGGAUGUGGUGUUCUCGGAGCCAGCAAUCUGCUACACCACAUCCCGAGGAAAUUCAUCGAAGAUUACGGUACGCCACUCACGAUUAUCUUCUUUACCGGCUUCGUCCACAUCGGCCACAUGAAAGAUGUCCACCUAGAGACACUUCCUACCAGCAAGUCGUUCUUUCCCACCACCGAUCGUGGCUGGUUUGUGCAUUUUUGGGAUAUUAGUGUUGGAGAGGUCUUUCUGGCUAUCCCGUUUGCGCUUCUGCUGACAAUUCUCUUCUGGUUUGACCACAACGUCUCCUCACUCAUUGCUCAAGGCAGCGAAUUUCCUCUGCGUAAGCCACCCGGCUUCCAUUGGGAUAUUUUUCUGCUUGGCCUGAGCACUGGUGUUGCCGGCCUCUUGGGCAUUCCUUUCCCCAACGGCCUCAUCCCACAAGCGCCCUUUCACACGACCGCCCUCUGCGCCACACGGCAAGUCGUGGAUGAAAAGGCUCGAGGUCACACCGUUCGUGUGGUAGACCACGUUGUCGAACAGCGUAUGAGCAAUCUAGCCCAGGGACUCUUGUUCCUAGUCACCAUGUCUGGUCCACUUCUGAUUGUCCUGCACCUGAUCCCUCAAGGUGUGCUUGCAGGCUUGUUUUUCGUCAUGGGCGUCCAGGCGCUGCAGGGCAACGGGAUCACGCAGAAACUGCUCUUCCUUGCGCGUGACAACAAUUUGACCGAUGCGACGGACCCUUUGGCGCGGAUUGAUAGGAGACUGGCGAUAUGGGUCUUCGUGGCGAUUGAGCUCAUUGGUUUCGGCGCGACGUUCGCCAUAUCCCAGACGAUCGCCGCCAUUGGCUUUCCUGUGUUUCUGAUCUUACUGAUUGUGGCACGCUCGUGGUUGAUGCCGAAGUGGUUUCGGGACGAAGAGCUCAGGGCUCUUGACGCGCCGACAGCAGGCUCAUUCGUCAUGGAGAGCGUCGGCGGGGCGUAUGGCGAGAGCGAGGCAAGUACGCCCGAGGAAAACGAGACUGCGGUUGUCGAUGAUACCCUGGAAAGGGGCCAGAGCUACGAAUUAGAGACGUCACCAGCGAACCGCAAGGAUAUUCCUGAUGGUGCCAGUCUGAUGACUGGAGGGCCGGCGAGACGAAGACCAAGUCAUAGUGAGUUGCCCAGACCGAAGGGUGGAGUGAGGAAGAGAAGUAGAAGUUCGUUGAACAGACGUGGCGGAUAGAUAAGAGUUAGAUGAAAUGUAUAGGAAAGAAUAUUAGAUACAGGUGGAUGGGUACAGCCGGGCCAUCGAUACAGAGCAUUUUACAGAUAGGUCCGAAGACGCUGGGAAUAACAGGCGCCGGCGUAGAUCUCGGAGCUUAUAUAAUAAUGGUAAUGGUAU